GUCCCGGGGGCCCGGGCCCGGGGCUCCAUGGCCAGGGAGAAGCCGGCCAGCUUCGGCCCCGAGAGACGUCGCCUGGGACCUCAUGUUUGCUUCUCAGGGUUUGGAAGAGGUUGCUGCCCUGGAUGGAUGCCCUCCCUGGGCAGUGGGCAGUGCACCCUUCCCCUCUGCUCCUUCGGCUGCGGCAGCGGCCUCUGUGUCGCUCCCAACGUCUGCUCCUGCCGGGAUGGAGAGCAAGGCCUCACUUGUCCAGAACCGCCCGGGCCUUGUGGGGAAUAUGGCUGUGACCUCACCUGUAACCACGGCGGUUGCCGGGAAGUGGCCCGAGUCUGCCCAGUGGGGUUCUCCAUGACGGAGACAGCCAUCGGCAUCAGAUGUACGGACAUCGAUGAGUGUUUAACUUCCUCCUGCGAGGGCCUCUGUGUGAACACGGAAGGCGGAUUUGUCUGUGAAUGUGGGCCGGGCAUGCAGCUGUCUGCCAACCGACACAGCUGCCAAGACACAGAUGAAUGCUUGGGGACGCCUUGCCAACAGAGAUGCAAGAACAGCAUUGGCAGCUAUAGAUGUUCGUGUAAAACUGGCUUUCACCUCCACGGAAACCGGCACUCCUGUGUAGAUGUUAAUGAAUGUCGGCGGCCCAGUGAGAAGCGCGUCUGCCAACACUCUUGUUACAACACCUUGGGGAGUUUUCGGUGUGCCUGCCGUCCUGGGUUUCGACUCAGCGCAGACAGGGUGUCUUGUGAAGGGUUUCCUAAAGUUGGCCCGGCUCCGCCUGCUCUCCUCCAAUCCCUGCAACAACCUCCGAAGCUGCUGUUACUCAUUCCGGGUUCAGGGCUGCCCGCCUUGCCCUCUCCUCCUUCCCGGGCCCCCGGGCCCCCACCGAUAACUGGAUCCAGGGUCCGUCCCUUACCGACCUCAGCGUUGCCUGCGUUUUCUACCUCGUCCUUCCCUCGCGGGCCCUCUGCCCCUUCGGCCGCGGCCUCUCCGAGCGUUUCCCCGCAGACGGAAAUAGGGUCGACGUCGCCGCUGGCAAAUCUGCCACCCCCUUCGCUCCUCCAAGCCGAGGCAACGGUGACCCCCGCCCCGUCCCCUCCCUCGGUCACUCGACUUUCUCCGACGCCUUCUCGCUGCUGGUACCAGGGAGCAUCCCGUGAACCCGGCAGUCACUGGCUAGAGCCUGGGUGUUCGCAGUGCGUCUGCCAGGAUGGGGAGGUGGUGUGUGAAGUGAUGAAAUGUGAAAUUGCUUGUUCCCACCCGCUUCCCCUCACAGAUGGGGGCUGCUGCCCAACCUGUUCAGGCUGUUUUCACGAAGGCGUGACCAGAGCCGAGGGAGACGUCUUUUCACCUCCCAGUGAGAACUGCACGAUCUGUGUCUGUCUUUCAGGAAAUGUGUCGUGCAUCACCCCCGAAUGUCCCCCUGGUCCUUGCCUGGCCCCUCCACAGUCGGAUUGCUGCUCCUGUGUUCCGGCAAAAUGCUACUUUCACGGCCAGACCUACGCCCACGGAGCUAAAUUCACCGGAGAUGGAGAUGGAUGUACCACCUGCACGUGUCGGAAUGGCGAGGUGGAAUGUUCCUUCACUCCCUGCCCGGAGCUGGAAUGUCCCCGGGAGCAGUGGGUGUUGGGCCCUGGCCAGUGUUGCUUCACCUGUCGAGAACCUCCGUCCGUGACAGGUUGCUCCCUUGACGACAAUGGGAUUGAGUUUCCAAUCGGACAGAUCUGGUCCCCCGGUGAUCCCUGUGAGUUAUGCAUCUGCCAGGCAGAUGCCUCAGUGAGCUGCAAGAGGACCGACUGUGUGGAGACGUGCCCUCAUCCAAUUCGGAUUCCGGGACAGUGCUGCCCAGACUGCUCUGCAGGAUGCACGUACACGGGGAGAAUCUUCUACAACAAUGAAACCUUCCCAUCAGUGAUGGACCCCUGUCUAAGCUGUAUCUGCCUGUUGGGCUCGGUGGCCUGCUCGCCGGUGGACUGCCCUAUCACUUGUACCUAUCCAUUCCAUCCUGAGGGAGAAUGCUGUCCGAUAUGCAGAGACUGCAACUAUGAAGGAAGGAAGGUGAUGAAUGGGCAGACGUUCGUUUUGGAGGAUAACCCUUGUACUCACUGCACUUGUCAGCUCGGGGAAGUAAGCUGUAGAAAGAUCACCUGCCAGCAGGCCUGCACUGACUCCUUGCUGCCCGCUGGAGACUGCUGCUUCACGUGCCAAGAUUUCCUGGUCGCCGUGGAAAGAGUCCCCGAUCCCUCUCCCGUGAAAGGUGCGGCAUUAGGAGGAGCAGCACAGAGCUCACGAGAGACGUCUGGGUCCCCGUUAGGCUUCGGCAAUUGUAGCCUCAGAGCACACCCAACCACCAGGCCUGGCCCAGGGCUUCCGCUGCUCCAGCUCCUGUUGAGAAGGAACCUGUCCAACCUGGCGACUUUUCUCCCUGCCAUGUCGGCCGAUUCGCUCCCGCCUCCGCUGGCGCCAGGCGGUCCGCAGACGCCUCCCUUGGUGUCAGAGACCGUUCAUUUACCUAGCCGGGUUUGCGGGGCCUCCCAACCCCCGCCGGCCUCUCCGGAGGUUUCUUCGACUCCCUCAGGACCAGGGGCUUCCUUUCUACCUCCCUCUUCUCCAGAGGCUCCUCAGGCACUGCCCGGUGUAUCGGGGACUUCCCUUCCGCCUUCCACAACGCCAGGACCCUUGGAAGCCCAUCCAGCCCCCAAGGGUCGUUCUCCGCCCAACGCCGUGACGACAGAAUCCUCCACGCUCUCCAAAGUCAUCCGUAGCCCUUCGAAGCCUCCAGCCACCAGCCCCAGGCCCGUUGGACUCUCUCAGACUCUCUCCAGACUCCUCGGGCCUCCGGCUGCCAGACCGAGUUCAGCCCCCCAGAAGCCUACUAGGAGUCCUUCGAGACAAGAGGAGUCCGGAGUGUAACUUGGCCACCGUAGGAAGGUUUCGAUAGGCAGAAAUGCGGAGAUUGCCCUGCCGAUGGCCCAGUGAGUCUGUAGGGAGACUCUGCAGUAGGAGCCCAGAUGAAGGGAAGAGGUUCCCUUUCUUCUCACAUUCCAUCUGGUCCCCAUGGAGCAAGACGGAAGACUUGGAGUGGAAACCACAGUGAGCUAGACCAGACCUUCCCAACCAAACAAUCACGGAGCAUCUGGGCAGAGGCCUUCAAAGCCAGAAGCAAGCAAUGGCAUCCUUCCUGGUAUUCUCAGGCUGCCCUCCUUUCCCUUCCUCAUCUCUUCAUGAAGAGCAAGAAAUCCGAAAGGACUAGAGGUGGCCAGGCCCUCUUGAAGUGGAGGGAAAGAGGUGAACUAUGCUCAGGGCAGCUUCAGGGACUCCAACUGGAUCUGCAAUUCACUGUGAGCCUGUCUUUCCCAAAGAACUGACCAAAUAAAGAUUCUUCUAUUACCUAA
Molecule: messenger RNA, 3386 nt
Organism: Tachyglossus aculeatus (Australian echidna)
Lineage: Eukaryota; Metazoa; Chordata; Mammalia; Monotremata; Tachyglossidae
Gene: VWCE
Product: von Willebrand factor C and EGF domains
Exons: 20
Biological process (GO): cellular response to virus
Cellular component (GO): cytoplasm
Molecular function (GO): protein binding; calcium ion binding
Source: RefSeq, a predicted model, not a curated record